This is a messenger RNA of Suillus bovinus, 646 nucleotides long. RefSeq lists its product as uncharacterized. The coding region runs from base 83 to 604 and encodes 173 amino acids. The record is from RefSeq and is a predicted model, not a curated record. The transcript has 11 exons. Lineage: Eukaryota; Fungi; Basidiomycota; Agaricomycetes; Boletales; Suillaceae.
UUGACCCUUGCUUGGGUUGGCAUAUUACUUUACCAUAUGCACCAGAUGCCCAGCGAUACUAGCACCUCCGACUCUCUGAAGCAUGGAUCCACAAAUGUCAAUGUCCACCCACCUCUCAACCAUUCUCCGGUCCCAGAAUUAUUUUUUCGCAUCAAUAGUGGUUUUAUGGGUCUACGAUUGUAUCCUGAACUUGGACCAGGAGGUAUCUCUGAUUCAUUGCUCACCAUGGAAGAAAGGAAGCUUUUUUUAUAUCUUGGCGAGAUACAUGCCAGCCUUCAUGCUCGCUGUACACUUAUGCAUGAACUAUCUCCCGGAUGAAAAAAUUGUGACUUGUAAACAUCUACAUUCACUUUGGUUUUGUACUGCUGGAUUGUGCAUAUUUGGUGCAGAAGGUAUCUUCGCCCUUCGUACCUAUGCAUUAUGGAGACAAAAGAAAUCCAUUCUGGGUCUUAUGUUGUCAACGAUAGUCUGCCUGGUGAUCGUAAACGUGGUUAUAGCACUGAUGGUCUCGAAACCGACGGAACGUGAGUGUUUUCAAGAGCCACAUGCAAACCGCUCAGUGUGGGUCGAUGACAGUCCGACUACUAGUAUCACACAUGGGUAGCGGUUGUUACACAUUAUCCCACGACUCGAAGGCUGCAUAUGA